This is a messenger RNA of Geodia barretti, 1443 nucleotides long. The record is from the annotation of a GenBank genome assembly. NCBI's taxonomy places the organism in Eukaryota, Metazoa, Porifera, Demospongiae, Tetractinellida, Geodiidae.
AUGGGUGAAAGCACCAACCCCCGCGCCAAGCUCCGUUUCGACCGACGUGUACGGUUGGAGUUUCGCGGCGCUACCAUCACCUCGGACGCCGGACUGCUGGCCUGCCGCGAGUUGGAUGAUGCACUGGGACUGACGGAGACGGCGGAUGAGUGUCUGCAGGAGAGUCGGGGCGGUCGUAACGUGCAGCACCGAUUGGUGGGCCUUCUCAGGCAGUCGGUGUACAGUCGUCUGGCGGGCUACGAGGAUACCAACGACGCUGAACGGCUGGCCCAGGACCCGACGAUGCGGAUCAUCGUUGGACGGCGAGGUGGUCCUGAAAGACCGGCCGCCAGCACCAACACCAUGAGCCGGUUCGAGACCGAGGUGCUUACCCAAGACGGCAACGUGGAGGGGUUGGGCCGACUGAACGCUAAGUGGGUGGACGGAGCUAUGUCCCGCACGCCGCACCGGCGGGUGAUCUUGGACAUGGACAGUUCGGAGAGUCCGGUACAUGGAGAACAGGAGGGAGCGUCGUACAACGGUCACUUUGGGAGCACGUGCUAUCACCCUUUGUUCGUGUUCAACCAGUUCGGUGACUGCGAGGGCGCGAUGCUCCGUGCGGGGAACGUACAUAGCGCGCACAGGUGGCGUGAUGUAUUGGAUCCGAUCCUGUCUCGCUACGGGGCGACAGGAGUGCGCCGGUACUUUCGCGCCGAUGCCGCAUUCGCCAAGCCGGACAUCUAUGAGUACCUGGAGGAGCGGCGAGUCUUCUACGCCAUACGGCUGCCGAGCAACAAAGUGCUGCAAUACGAGAUCGCUCCACUGCUGAUACGACCUGUGGGGAGGCCGCCGAAGCGUCCAGUGAUCCUAUACGACGACUUUUGGUAUCGUGCUGAGAGUUGGGACCGCGCUCGGCGGGUGGUGGCCAAGGUGGAGUGGCAUAGGGGAGAGCUGUUCCCUCGGGUGGGCUUCAUCGUCACGAACAUGACGGCUGGCCCCGAAGGAGUGGUGCGAUUCUACAAUGGUCGAGGGACAGCCGAGCAGUGGAUCAAGGAGGGGAAGUACGCCCUGAACUGGACUCGGCUGUCGUGCCAUCGGUUCGUGGCCAACCGGGUGCGUCUGUCUCUGUUCAUUCUGGCGUACAACCUUGGGAACUUCCUUCGCCGGCUGUGUCUGCCCAAGGCGGUCAAGCACUGGUCGCUGCGGAGCGUGCAGGUCAAGCUGAUCAAGAUGGGAGGCCGUCUGGUGCGGCACUCCCGGCGGUUGAUCUUUCAGUGUCCGAGGUGUCGGUUCCUCGACGGUUGUUCGAGGGAGUGUUGGAUCGUAUCGGCCGGUUAUCGCCGGCGCCAAGCUGAGGGAGGGUACAACCACGAUCUUGCCAAGAGGGGAGAGCGCUCCAGGGAGUCGGCGCAUGUCUCAAUGCGCUGUGCACCCCACUGGCGGGGCUCGAAGACGAUGAUAUGA